Pelobates cultripes (western spadefoot toad) is the source of this 17209-nucleotide messenger RNA. Lineage: Eukaryota; Metazoa; Chordata; Amphibia; Anura; Pelobatidae. The record is from the annotation of a GenBank genome assembly.
AUGUUUUCUGCUGCUACUAAGAACUUUGUCAAACAAGUAGGUGACGGAGGUAGGUUAAUUCCUGUUCCAAGUCUUAGCGAGGCAGACAAGUACCAGCCUUUGAGCCUCGUAAUAAAAAAGAAGAGAUGGUGUUUUUCUAGAAAGGCAAGGUACGUCUCUACACCUUUUACUCUAAAAGAUAUUCUACAUGGAGACAAAGAAAUAUCUGCUGGUAAGUGUUUUUUAUAUUUAUAUUUAUAUAUAUAUAUAUUUAUUGCGUUUUCUAUGGUUUACAACAAUGUAUUAAACAUUCAUGCUUUCAAAGAACUUCAUCCAUUAACAAUGGUAUCCUAUUGAAAUGCUGGGAUCAUUCCAUUGUAAAGGCUGUUAGUUUUAUUGCAACAUAUCAGAGGUAUUAGUGUAGUGACUAUAAAUUGUCAAGCGAAAAUUAAUCUCUGGCGACUACAAAUUUAUCCCUAGUGAAUAUGCUUCUUUAUUUCAGUGGCAAGUGACUCUUAAGGCCUGGCUAGAAACAUAUGACUUCACAUCUUUAAGUCCCGGUAUUAAAAUGUGCAUUUAGGAAUUCACACCCACUGAUUGGACAUAUCUCACAAACAGUGAUAUACUAAAUAAUGCAUUAUCAUGGAUAUUUAUGUAAAAUUUGUGAAUGCACAUACAUGUGAGCAAUGUCUGUGAAAGAAUAAUAAUGUAAGGGUUUGUCAAAAAGAAAUUGUAUGUGCAAUGAGCAAGAUGUAAUGAACACACAUACUUACCUAGUUACACUCACAUACCUAAUUAGUCAUGCUUUUACACACAUUUUAUUAGCCAAAUUAUCUCUUCUACACACACGUCACAAGUCACUCUUACAAUCAUAUUCUUCCCAAGAGACCCUAUUUAGGAGAGAACUUUCCUAUUUUGGGCCCAAAUCCCUCUGUUCCUGUUUCCUAUUUUGGGCCCAAAUCUCUACUGGACAGCCACUAGAGGGCACUUCCUCCAGCGUCGCUCAAUUCCCCAUAGGAAAGCAUUUUCAAUGCUUUCCUAUGGAGAGCUCUAAUGCGCGUGUGCGGCAUUGCUGCGCAUGCGCAUUAGGUCUCCUCAGCCGGCGGGCGAGAUCUCGCCCACCGGCUGACGUAAGGAAGGGGAGGAGCGGCGGCGACCCGAAACCACCGCCGAGGGACAUCGGCGGGGGUCUCAGGUAAGUGACUGAAGGGGAUUUCACCCCUUCAGCAACCGGGAUGGGAGGUGAGAGGGAGAGGGGACCUGCAGUGCCAGGAAAACAGUUUGUUUUCCUGGCACUGGAGUGUCCCUUUAAACAGCCCCUUUUUUAAUUAUAUUUGAAAUGUUGGGAAUCGUUCCUAAUCAGGCACUUUUACCUGAACGUACCUAGCAAUUCAAACUCUCUCUCGCACAUUUAUAAUAAGCUACACAUUUUCACAUGUACACAAAACUAGUCAGUCAUACACAUUGAUUUAGCAUACAACCACCCACUGACAUGCGUACAUCGCUAAAUACAUCUUUAUGAGCCAUUUAGACGAACACACACAUUUUUCAUACAUAUCAAUAGGUGACUAACCUAAUUAAUCAUACACAACUAACCACUCAUGUACAAGCAUGCAACUAGCCACACACUGAUAACUAGCCACACACAUUCACACACAGUUAAUUAGCAGCUUGUUGUAUUUUAUGCAUGUUACAUUCCAACAUACACCUGUCUUCCUUUUCCUGACUGACUACUCAUGAGUAAUUUGGUUGCUCAUUUUCCUGCUUCUCAACUUUACAAAUCUGAGUAUAUGUUUAGGGGGGUGCAAGCAAUGUUUAUAACAAGGGAUUUUAUAUGAGUGCUCUUAAUACAUUUACACAGCAGAUUGCCUGAAAUCAGGUGUAAAAAUAUUUUACCUUAACUUCUUAAAUAAAAAGGAAUCAUGACGGAAUAUUUUCGUCAUGUGUCCUUAAGGGGUUAAAAAAGGUCCUACAAUUGCUCUAGAAAAUUCUUAACAUUCCUGUGACGAAGUGCCCUUCGCCACUUGUGCCUGGAGAGGGCUGCUUGCCCGCCUCUUGCCCUGUGACUAUGGACCCUGGGAGAUUUGGCCCGUUCAAUUCAGUAUGAUAGGAGUUAUGUAAUUUUGUAUCCUUUUGUGUUUUACUGGGAACAUGUGCUCAAUGGAGUCUGCUUCUAUCCCUGGAUAAUUGGAUUACUUUCCCCAUUGUCUCCAGGCUAGAGGGCUCUGUAAAACCAGUUUGGGCCAGAUAGCCAUGCUGCCAGCCAGGCCCCAAAAGAUACUUUACUAACUUCUGAACCCCUGGUCUGAUUCAUGCCAUUUUUUGAUAUGUUGUUUCCCUGAAUAUAUUAAUUGUGAAUAUAUAUUUUUUUAUGUGAAUGUGAUGUAUAUUUUAGAAGUUAUGAAUGCUGUAAAAACUGUAUUAUUUCUGACCAGCAGAUAAUUGAGCUUUGUGUAUUGUAGAAACUCAAUUAUCUAGCCUGGCCCAGAGGAGGAGUUUUGUAUUGCAUAAAUUGUGAGUUCUGUGUGUCAGUAAAUCAGUCUUGUUCCAGCAUUAAGCCUUGGCUCAUGUUUGGGGGAUUGCUAUAAUCACUAUACUCCCCAGGGUAUGAUCACUAAGUUCUGCUAAGAGCUUGUUCCUGCUCUCUGGGGAAAGAGAGGUUCACCCACUGGAAGCUGGAUCCUGGCCAGGGUCCAGGGUGGGUGGAGACAGCAGAGACCCCGGCGCAGUUGCAUCACUGGAAGUGGGGUCUGCAGUGCUGAUGGUGUCGGUUGGAGUACUUGGAGUCCUCAGCGAGCACUAGAAGCAUCGAUUGGUGGAGGUACUCAGUCGGAGUGCCAGCGGUCCGUCACAAUUCCACUUUUUGGAAGUGUGUUCAGAUGCCCACAGUAGAACAAUGGAUCAGUAGAGUUAAGGGUAUGCAAAGUAUGGAGGAGCUUCACUGGCCCUUCCUUGGGGAAAAAAAAAACUAGAUAACUUAAGGUUUGGGUGCCCUGGCUCUCCUAUUUGAACUCUUCAUAGGGAUGUUGGUGUCAUCUCUUGGGGUGUAGACAUCCUUACAUACUUUAGGGCCCUCAAUCCCUACACCAAGACUGAUACGUAGGGUAAAUUUUUCCACCAAUGGAGCAAGAUGGGGAUGGCCAAUAAUGCUUUCCAGUGUUUGGUUCACUAUAUUCAAGAUAAAUGUCUGACCAUGUUACUGUUGACAUUUUGUUAAUGAUGGAAAAGUGGAAUUGAAUUUAUUGUUUAGUUACAUAGAAUAUGACGGCAGAUAAGAACAGGUUGGCCCAUCUAGUCUGCAUCUCGUUUUUAUGUUCUGUUCUUUCAACAGCACAUAUCUACACAGUAUUGUUGAAAGAAGAACCGUAUGCAUUUUGGUUCAAUAUGUAUAUACAUUUAAUGCUUAUUAUUAUUCUAUACCAUUACUUGCUCUCUGGACAUAACAUCUGGAAAAGCAUGCUGGUUUUGCAACCCUCCAAAAAAUUAAUCAAACAAAAAAAGGGAAACACCUUACAGUAACUGCUCCUUUUCAUAAACACUAACUUAAAGCUUCAAAUCCCUGGGCAAAAGAGCAAAUCGUUGUUGAUCAAUAUUUUUGAAAUAUAAAAAUGGUGCAUGACUUCCACUUUGAAACAGCAUUACCAGUGCUCAAAUUCUACCGCAGAAAAAGCAUAAAUUGGCAUCAGGUUGCCUAAAAGUACAUUAACAUAUGCCCCUUCUAGGGUUCAAAAGAGAAGACAAUGAAAGGACAUGGCAAAAUGCCCAAAUCAUGUUUCAUCCAGGUCCCAUGUUAUUAAAGUGAGUAGAGGUAUUACCAUCUGUAAAGUAUGGUACGUCAAAUUUUGCAGCUCUGAUAGGCUAAUUGUGUGAAUCCUGGAUGUUCUGUGAUGCUUGAUUUAACCAUGUCACUUGUUUGUUUUGUGUGUUACUCAUUUAGAGGUUGAGUGUUGCUUUCUUCAUGUUUAAAUCAGUGAUUAGUGGCUGAUUUCUUUUCGCCUUAGAUGUAUUUCUGUUUCCUUAGGUGUCAGUUCUUACCAGUUGUUGAAUUAUGAAGAUAAAUCAGAUGUAUCUUGGAACAGACGACAUGGAAAUCAGAUUAUGAAUGACGUUGGAAUCGACAUGUAUGGAUCAGACUCUGUUGCAGUUAAAGCCUCUUUUGGUGUUGUUACCAAGCACGAGGUUGAAGUUCCGACACUUCUUAAGGAACUUAUUUCUAGGUAAAUAUGAUAAGAAAUCUCAAGGAACUACUCAUAAGAGAGUGAUUAAGAGUUAGAUCCCAGAUUUUAUAAUGUGUUCUGUGUAAGUAGGUUAGAUUUUAUAGUUCUGCCUUUAGUGUACUUGAUGAGGGUAAAUUUAUCUCACUAGUCAGUACUAACUAAAUAUUCUCAAAGCCACAAACUGAACAGUCCUAAUUGUACAUUUAUUUUUACUUAGUAUGGCUUACUAGAGCUGCAUAAACAAAGUUUUUUAACUGCUAAAUGGCAGAUAAUAUAACAGUGACACUGCAAGUCCUAGCUGUUUCAUUAAUGAGCUUGCCAUUGCUUAAUAAAGCAUUUUUGGUGUAUGGAUUAUCUCAUGCCCCUGCAGACUCACUGCUCAACUUAACACGAUUUAGGAGUAAAAUCACUUCUGCUUCGGUUUAUAAAGCCCUGGCUACACCUCCCCUGGCUGUGACUUACACAGCCUUCAUUAAAAAGAUUUAAGUUUCAAUCCGAUCUUACAGUACAGUGUGUAAGUUCUUAGCUCCUGCCCUGUUAAUCAAACUUUAAUCAGACGCAGAGGUUGUUGCAGGCUCUAGCAGGCUAUUAGCAGAGGAGGAGAUAAUAACUUAUUAAGCAAAUACACUGUGCAAUAAAGGAAGCAAGGAGUUUCAUACUUUUUUUUUUCUUGGUUUGUUUUCGUAAGUGUGCAGAGAGACUGUGUGAGUUACAGUCAGGUGAGAUGCAGUUAUGGGUGUAUAAACAAAGUGAUUUAAGACAAUUUAGCAGUGAGUUGCUUACUGCAGGAAAGAGUCAAACCAUUUUCAAAAUAUUUAAUACUAACUGGGUCAACCAGACACCUGGGUUCCAGCCCUUUGCUAUCUGCUGUAGCUAAAGCAGACAUCCCCCCCCCACCAUAAUAGAUGCAUUCCUAUUUGGAAGGAAUUAAUUUACUCCAAACAUUGGCCUCAAUUAAUUUAAUUUAAUAAGCUUUGCAAAAGAUGCAAUACUGUUAGAAAAACAUUCCAAAUGAUUUCUCUACAAAAGUCACAAUUAAAGUCUAUGGUGAUUUUUGUAGAUAAAUUAUUUGGCAAAAUUUAUUAUUGAAUCAUUCAGAAAGCUUAUAAAAAUAAGGCCAUAGAUAGAACUGAUAUCACGAAUGAAAAAAAUAGGAACUUCCACACUAGUGAUAUCAGAAGUUUGUGUAAGCACAAAGUAAGGGGCAAACUGUUCCGUAAUGGUUUGAAACUAACCCAGGGCUCGUGCUAGGGAACUCAUGGCACCAUGAACCUCUGCAGAGCACCGUUGUCAUGAUGGUGCCUAGACUAGCCCGUUAAUGGCGAAAAUGAGAAAGUUAUGAAGAUUGCAGUAUAUGAGUCUUUUUCCUCUUUGCUGUAUUAAAAAUUUCAAUUAUAACUUUCAAUAGUUUUUUUUAACUGAAUUUACCUUGGAAGUAAAAGUGGUUAUUCUAGCUACUUAUCAAAGAUUUAAUCAGUGCUAACAGCUCGAACUUUGACAAUUUAUUAAAUUACUGCAUUAGUUUUGGAUUGUCAUGACUCCUUGUCUAAACUGGAUAAUGUUUCUCACUUUCAGAACGAUUGACUUAGAUCACUGUUUAAUUCGCCAGUCAAGACAAAGCAGAAAAGAGAUAUUAUGUGUUGUGAUGGAAAGCAUUCGGACAACACGCCAGUGCUCUUUAUCGGUCCAUGCUGGCAUGCGGGGAGAAGCCAUGAGAGUGAGUCUGUUUGGUAUAUUACACCCCAGUGAUGCAACUUAAGCUACCUCUAUAGAAAUAAUACUAGAUGAUUAAACCUUAAUCUUACCCCUCCCUUUCUCCAAUAGACCACGUGCAAAUUGAAAACUUGAAACAAGUUCCAAGUGUGAUUUUUGAGAUGCCCAGUGUGGUUUUGAGGUAGCAUGCGUGAAUCCUGAAUUCAUAAUUUAAAAUUACUGGCCAUCUCGAAACACACUUGGAGCCGGUUUUAAGCUUUUAAAUUGCUCAUGGUCUUUUUCUGAAAAGGAUUGGUAAUAUUAUCAGCUCACGUUAACUAGCUUUCAAAUGCUUGCAUAUUCAAUGCGAACAAGGACUUAAAGAGACAUCAUAGGCACCAAAACAACUUUAGCUUACUGAGGCAGUUUUGGUGUAUAGAUCAUGCCCCUGCAGUCUUACUGCUCAUUUAUCUGCCAUUUAGCAAUUAGAUUACUUUGUUUAUACAGUCCUAGUCACACCUCCCACCGUGUGUCAGGAUUACUGUUUGAUCCAGCACGUAGAACUGUACAGCACGGAUGACAAAUAAGUAACGUAUUACUGGUCCUUAGAAUGGCCGGAUUUAACGUACAAAGAAUAGUCAAAAAUACUAGCCGAGGUCAGGGAACACAGAAAGGGACACAGCGAUGAGGAAAGCCAGGAGUCAGGAUACCAGAAUAUAGAGAAGUCAAUAAACAAAGCCAAAAUCAAAAACCAGGUAGAAAACUAUAAACAGGAACGCGCUCUCGGACAACCACAAGGGAAACCACGACAGGGCACUGAGCAGGCUGAGAACUGGGCCUAAAUACCCCUCCUUUAGUUCUGAUAGGCUGUAACUGGCCUUUGACCCCAAAGUCAGUUACCAGGUUUCAUUUGCAUAAUUGCUGCUCAGCAUUAACCCUUCUGUGGAUUAGGUUGCUGCUCGGCACAACUUUUCCUGUGUGGACAGUAAAUGUCAUUAACCACAUUUCUAUAAGCGGAUGAAUACGUGACAUUACCCCCCACCUGAAGAACGCCCACCGGGCAGACAGGACCAGGCUUGAGAGGAAAUUUUGCGUGAAAAGCGCGGAUCUUAAGGCCCGCAUGCAGGUCUGGAGCCGAAACCCAAGAACGAUCAGCAGGACCGUAACCUUUCCAAACAACCAAGUACUGUAAAGUGCCCCGAGAAAACCUAGAAUCCAUGAUAGAAGAUACCUCAUACUCUUCCUGACCACCCACCACCACCGGAGGGGGAGGAACACAAGGAACAGUAUAUCUAUUGCAGACAAGAGGUUUGAGUAAGGACACAUGAAAAGUGUUGGGAAUCCCUAAAGAUGCAGGAAGAGCCAGAGAGUAAGACACUGGAUUGAUCCUACGAAGCACUACAUAGGGACCAAGGAAUCUGGGGGCAAACUUCAUGCUAGGGACCUUAAGCUUGAUGUUGCGAGAUGACAACCAAACCCAGUCCCCCACUUGGUACACCGGGUUGGCACUCCUACGCUUAUCAGCAAAAUGUUUGAAGCGUUCAGCAGCAGCCCCUAGAGCAGUUUGAACCUUAACCCAGGUAUCCCGAAUGGAGGCCAGACGCUCAUCCAGAGCAGGAAUGACAGUAUCAGAAAAUACCGCAGGGAGAACCGUAGGAUGCCUACCAUUAUUGACAAAAAAUGGACUGUGCCCAGAGGAGUCAUGAACAGCAUUGUUUCUAGCGAACUCGGCCCACGGGAGUAGUUCGGACCAAUUGUCUUGUGUGCUAUUAAUAAAACAACGCAAAUAAACUUCUAAUGACUGGUUAGCCCUCUCAGCUGUACCAUUGGUCUGUGGAUGGUAGGAGGAGGAGAAGGAGAGAUCAAUCCCCAAUUGUUUACUGAACGCCCUCCAGAACCUGGACACAAACUGAGAGCCCCUAUCAGACACAAUAUUGUGGGGGAUGCCAUGCAAACGGACAAUUUCACGUAUGAAAAUUAGGACCAAAUAUUGCGAAGAUGGCAACUUCUUGAGAGGAAUGAAGUGAGCCAUCUUAGAAAAUUGGUCUACCACCAUAAGAAUAGUAGUGAACCCAGCAGAGCUAGGAAGCUCAACAAUAAAGUCCAUGGAUAAGUGAGACCAUGGAAUCUCAGGAACAGGAAGAGGCUGCACAAGGAAGUGCAUGAGUCACCUUAGAAACUGCACACACAGAACAUGCCUGCACAUACUCCUUUACAUCUUUCCUGAGUGAAUCCCACCAAAAUGAUCUAGUGAUCGCGGCAGUGGACUUAUUGAUGCCCGGGUGUCCAGCAGUUAUAUUGCCAUGGAAGACUUUCAUGAUAUUAACCCUUUCACAUAGGGGAACAAACAGUUUAUCACACGGGUUACCACUGGGCGCCUGAGGCUGGGCCUCCAGUAUGGUGCCAAGCAGUGGAGAAGACAGUGAGAGGACAGUAGUAGCAAUAAUACACUCUGGUGGAAUAAUAGGAGAUGUCACCUGUUCCGGAGCUGACUCAUUAUCAAAUUGCCUGGACAAGGCAUCAGCCUUGGUAUUUUUAGAACCAGGUCUAUAAGUAAUGAGAAAGUUAAAACGUGAAAGGAACAGUGACCAUCUAGCCUGUCUGGAAGACAAACGUUUGGCAUCCCCUAUAUAUGCCAGAUUUUUGUGGUCGGUUAUGAUCAACAGGGGGUCCUUGGAACCCUCCAAAAGAUGUCGCCACUCCUUGAGGGCAAGAAUAAUGGCCAACAGUUCUCUAUUGCCAAUAUCAUAGUUGCGCUCAGCAGGAGACAUCUUUCUGGAGAAGUAGCCACAAGGAUGCAAUGGUGUUCCCUGGCUUUCUCUCUGAGAGAGAACAGCCCCUACCCCUGUCUCGGAUGCAUCAACCUCCAAUAUAAAAGGUUUACUAGUGUCGGGAUGUUUUAGUAUGUCCGCAGAGGCAAAUCUUUGUUUAAGAGUCUCAAAAGCAUUCACAGCCUCUUUGGACCAUACCGUGCUACUAACCCCUUUGCGAGUCAUAUUUGUGAUUGGGGCUAUUACAGAAGAAAAUCCUUUGAUGAAUCUUCUGUAAUAGUUGGCAAAACCAAUAAACCUUUGAAUGGCUUUUAAACCAGAGGGUAAUGGCCAGUGUAGUACAGCCUCUAGUUUUUUAGGAUCCAUUUGAAAUCCCGAUGCAGAGAUGUUGUAACCCAAAAAGUGGACUUCAGGCUGGUCAAAUAUGCACUUUUCUAAUUUACAAUAAAGUUUAUUUUUCAACAACGUCUGCAGAACCUGUUUCACAUGGGAGUGGUGAGUUUGAAGAUCAGGGGAAUACACCAAAAUAUCGUCCAAAUAAACCAAGACAAAUGAGUAAAUGAAUUCCCUGAGUACAUCAUUUAUAAAGUCUUGGAAUACGGCCGGGGCGUUGCAUAACCCAAAUGGCAUUACCAGAUAUUCAUAGUGUCCACUACAGGUAUUAAAUGCCGUCUUCCACUCAUGAUUCUCUUUAAUUCUAACCAAAUUGUAAGCACACCUAAGGUCAAGCUUAGUAAAUACUUUAGCUCCCUGAAGUCUAUCGAACAAUUCGGAAAUGAGUGGGAUAGGGUAUGCAUUUUUUACAGUGAUUUUAUUAAGUGCCCUGUAGUCUAUGCAAGGGCGUAACUCACCACCCUUUUUCUCAACAAAAAAGAAUCCUGCACCAGCUGGUGAGGAUGACUUUCUUAUGUGCCCUUUGCUCAAGGAUUCUUUGAUGUAUUCCUCCAUUAUUUUACUCUCCUGGGGAGAUAAGGCAUAAACUGCCCCCUUAGGUGGCAUAGCGCCUGGAAACAGGUUAAUGGCACAGUCAUAUGCUCUGUGGGGAGGCAAUACAUCGGAUUGAGCCUUGUUAAACACCUCCUGAAGUUCUCGGUAUUGUAUGGGAACUCCAGGAGUUUGGGGAGUGGUAGUGGGAAGGUCAAUAGUAUCCAAUCUCUUUAGUACUGGUUUUAUACAUCUCCCCAUACACUCUUUACCCCAUUCUAAUAUCUCCCCAUUAGCCCAGUCAAUAUAGGGAUUGUGCUUACUCAGCCACGGAAACCCUAAUAUGAUAGGACAUGAUGGAGAAGUAAUAACCUGAAACGUCAUCUCCUCCCUAUGGGAGGCCCCAAUGGAGAUCGUAAUAGGGACAGUUUCGUGGGUUAUAAGCGGUUGUGUGAGUGGUCUACCAUCAAUAGCCUCUACAGCUAGCGGCGUAGGUCUCUCCCUGAGGUCUCUCCCUGACCGGUAUCUCAUUACCCUAAUAAACUGGACAUCAAUAAAAUUUCCAGCAGCACCUGAGUCCAUUAGGGCACUGCAAGAAAACUUCUUGUUAUCAAGGGAAAUAGAUACCUCAAGGAGGAAUCUACUUUUGUUUUUGUUAGAGGACAACUCCAUCACACCUAAGAUCUGUCCCCUUAAGGUUCUUAGGUGCGGAAGUUUUCCGGACGCACUGGACAAUUAGUUAUCAUAUGUCCCUUUCUACCGCAAUAUAGGCAUAACCCCUCCCUUCUCCUAUACUGUUUUUCGGCCUCUGACAGUCUAGUGACCCCCAACUGCAUAGGUUCGGGUUCGGACUAUACAGGGAGGUUAGACAAAACAGGUUUAGAGAAUUGAGGUGCAAGGGACAUAGCCGUACGUCUGGUCUUGCUUCUGGUGACUUCUCUGAGUCUUAACCUAUUAUCAAUAUGCAUGACAAACGUAAUAAAUUCGUUAAGACUCUUAGGUAAUUCUUUAGCGGCUAUCUCAUCUCGUAUAGUCUCUGAGAGACCCUUUUUCAAUGCUGAGAUUAACCCAUUGCUAGUCCAGUCUACCUCGGAAGCUAAGGUACGGAAUUCAAUAGCAUAAUCUGAGAUAGACCGGUUACCUUGUCUGAUGUGCAUUAGGGCAGUGGAGGCGACAUCCUCUCUACCCAAUGACUCAAACGUGAGCUUGAAUUCGGCAAGGAAUUCCUGGUAAUUAUGAGCUAUGCUCCGAUUACUCUCCCACAACGGAUUAGCCCAGGCAAGGGCCUUGCCCUUUAAUUGAUUCAUUAGAUAACCAAUUUUUGCUCUGUCCGUGGGGAACGACCCUGGUGAGGCUCUCAAAAUGGUACUCCACCUGAUUAAGAAAACCCCUGCAUUCCUGGAUAUUGCCAUCAAACUGUAGGGAUGGCGAUAAGGAGAUGCUAGGAGUCCUAUUAACAGUGGGUGGAGGUACACAGGGUAGAGGUGCUAUAGGAGGAGACGCUGCAGGCUGCAGAUGCUCCGUUCUAGCGAGAAGCGUACUGAAAGCCUGAGCGAAUUGAUCCAUGCGGUGAUCAUUCUCCUCUAAUUUCCUCUCGCAAGCAGCUAUGUGCUGACACAGUUCUACAGGAUCUAUGGCCAUGUUGUAAUGUCAGGAUUACUGUUUGAUCCAGCAAGUAGUACAGCACGGAUGACAAAUAAGUAACGUAUUACCGGUCCUUAGAAUGGCCGGAUUUAACAUACAAAAAAUAGUCAAAAAUACUAGCCGAGGUCAGGGAACACAGAAAGGGACACAGCGAUGAGGAAAGCCAGGAGUCAGGAUACCAGAAUAUAGAGAAGUCAAUAAACAAAGCCAAAGUCAAAAACCAGGUAGAAAACUAUAAACAGGAACGCGCUCUCGGACAACCACAAGGGAAACCACGACAGGGCACUGAGCAGGCUGAGAACUGGGCCUAAAUACCCCUCCUUUAGUUCUGAUAGGCUGUAACUGGCCUUUGACCCCAAAGUCAGUUACCAGGUUUCAUUUGCAUAAUUGCUGCUCAGCAUUAACCCUUCUGUGGAUUAGGUUGCUGCUCGGCACAACUUUUCCUGUGUGGACAGUAAAUGUCAUUAACCACAUUUCUAUAAGCGAAUGAAUACGUGACACCUUUAUUGCAAAUUCUGUUUAAUUUAGAAUUUCUUAUCUCCUGCUCUGUUAAUAGCAUUCUAGACCCUACAGAAGCCUCCUGUGAUUAGAGUUCAAUUUACAGAGCAGGAGAUAAAAAAAAAUUCUAAAGUAAGUUAAUAUCUGAUUGAAAAUGAAACCAUUUGUUUUAAUGCAGGCUGUGUCAUUCACAACCAGGAGAGAUGUGGCUAGGGCCACAUGGACGGAAACAAAAUUGAAGUAACUCAUAAAUGACAGAAAAUUAAGCAGUAAGACUGCAUUGGCAUGAUCUAGACAUCAAAACAGCAUCAAUAAUCCAAGUUGUUUUAGUGACUAUAGUGACCCUUUAAAAAUGUCAGCCUCAUGGAUAAGGGGAAAGAGAUGUCUACUUGCAUGCAUGAAAAGAAUAUACACAGAGGUUAUAAUACCUGUGAUCUUGGAUUCUUAAUAAAAAAGUGAUGACAGAUUUCCUUUAAAACCCACAAAAAACUAUUUGACUGGCUCAUAUACCUACAUUUUAAGACAGAUCAAUUGCAUGCUUUAAAGAAACACUCCAGUUAGCAUAUGUUUUACAGCCAGCUGUAAUAGUUCCAAAAGUGUCUUGGCUCCAUCCAAUGUUUGUAAAUGGUUUAAAAUACCUUACCUGGGACUGCUGGCCAGGGCCACCAUCAGGGGGUGACAACCAUGACGGUUGUCGCGGGCUCGCCAGCACUGGGGGGCCCGGCCGCGCGAGCCCACGUGGAGCGGCGAAACUGCACCAGGGCCCAUCAGGUGGCCCAAGCAUUUAGGGCCACCCGAUGAUCCCUAUAUCUUCAGGGGCCCGGUCAGCUCUGCAGCCGUGUAAUAGCGCGACCGGGCCCCUUUAAAAAAACAAAUGCGGCUGCACCCAAAUGCUGCUGGGAGGAAGUGACGGCGGGUCACUUCCUCCCAGCUUACUCUGCAAGGGGGGAGAGACAGCCGAGCAGAGCAGAGGAGAGGCAUCCGCUCCCAUCAUCCCCAGCCACCCUCCUGUGUAUGUAUGCCUUUAUUUAUGUGUGUAUCUGUCUAUGUAUGUCUGUCAGUAUGUAUGUGUGUAUAUAUCUAUGUAUGUAUGUAUAUAUGUCAGUAUGUAUGUCUGUGUGUGUGUGUGUGUAUGUCAGUAUGUAUGCCUGUAUGUAUGUAUAUAUCUAUCAGUAUGUAUGUGUGUGUGUGUGUGUGUGUAUGUAUGUCAGUAUACAUGUGUGUAUGUCAGUAUGUAUGUAUGUAUGUAUAUAUCUAUAUGUAUGUGUGUGUAUGUCAGUAUGUAUGUAUGUCUGUAUGUAUAUCAGUAUGUAUGUGUAUGUAUGCCAUUAUGUAUGUAUGUAUGUCUGUUUGUACGUCUGUUUGUAUGUUUGUAUGUCAGUUUGUAUGUAUGUCUGUUUUUCAGUAUGUAUGUAUGUGUGUGUGUGUGUGUGUGUGUCAGUAUGCGAGUAUGUAUGUACGUCAGUGUGUGUGUCUGUGUGUGUGUGUGUGUGUGUAUCUGUAUCUCCUUAUGCAUGUGUGUGUCUGUAUGUGUCUGUAUAUGUGUGUGUACGUCAGUGUGUGUGUCUGUGUGUGUGUGUGUGUAUCUGUAUCUCCUUAUGCAUGUGUGUGUCUGUAUGUGUCUGUAUAUGUGUGUGUGUCUGUUUCAGUAAUUGUGUGUCUGUAUGUGUCUGUAUAUGUGUGUGUCUGUUUCAGUAUGUGUGUGUCUGUUUCAGUAUGUGUGUGUCUGUGUCCUUUAGUGUCUGUGUGUGUGUGUGUAUUCCUGUGGGCGGGAUUUGGAGGCGGGCACCCAGGGGCCCAGACCUGGAGCUGUGUUAGGGGCCUCAACAUUUCUGAUGGCGGCCCUGCUGCUGGCUGUCAGUCCCCUCCUCUAUGAGAGCUGGUAGCUCACUGCUCUGAGCUAGCCCUGGCGUGCAGGGCUUAGAUCAUUAGCUGAAAGCGAUCAGCUGAUUGCAGGAGAUUCUGGCACUCAAUGGAGAAAAUGACCGGUACCCAGCAGACCCCAGGUAAGUGGUUAAACUGUUAAACUACUUACAAUGGGGGUGGGUGUCAGGGCAACACUCUGUAGUAGUUAUGUGCUUGGAGUGUUUAUUGAAGGCCGCAGACUACCAGUUAAAGGAGUAGAAUGGUUUUAAUUGAUAUAAAAUAGUUAUGCCCAAUACAGGGCAAAUAAUCAUAAAAUUAGAGUUUUUGAUAACUGGUGCUCUAAAUUUGUCGAUUUAUGUUUUCUAUGUAUAUAUAAAUAUCUAUAAUGUAAACAUUAACAGUUGCAUUAUCAUUGUUAUCAAUUUCCUUUAGGUUUAGUAAAUAUGUCCAUUGUAUUACUGAUAUUGGGAAAGAGUUGUUUCAUGUUCCUAAACUGUGUAUAUUAUUAAUUAUUUUAGUUUCACAUCAUUGAAGAUCAAAACUUUAAAGGACGGGAUAAAGCAAUUGUUUUUCCAGCACAUACAACCAUUGCAUUUAGUAUUUUUGAUCUAUACAUUCACCUGGAUGGCCACUUUGGUAAGUUUCUGACUUAUAUUGAAAUGCCCUGCUUUUAUAUACAUAUUAUUAAUUUACAUGAUCUGUGCAUUAAAGAAGAUCACAUGUCCAAAUGCUACCUUGUCAAAGUGGGUGACACCAAUGGCGUGGUCAGACUCCUCUACUUAUCCUCACACUCCCUCAAUACCUGACUCGUCUGUCAGUCUUUACACUGGUUCACAAUUUGUUUAUGGAUUCAACUUAAAAUCUUUAUCUCUGCUUAUUAAGAUUUUUUUUUACACUUUUUCCCAUCCUAUAUAUCCCCCAAGUCUAAAUAAUAUGGUCUGCACAAUAUUACCUGGAGGUACUGAGAGGCAGAAGCUUCAGUGUGCACCUCCCUUUAUAAAAUCAAACCCUCUUCCAAUUCAACAAUCCAUGUGCUGAGACAGGAGCUGGAGAGAAAAGACAGUCUCUCCACAGCUCCCCUCCCCACAUACCAGUAAAAGGAGAGGGGCUAAAUUAAAUGAUAGUAUGUAACUCUCACCAAUCUGUGCAGACCAUGAAGCGCACGUCCCUUUUGUUCUAAUAUUAAAGAACCCCAGCUCGAAUUAAACGAGAAAUAUCCAAUAUAAAAGAUAUGUAAUGGUGAAGCAUGUAUUAGGAAAAAAAUAAUGCCAUCUCUGCAUUUAUAAAUCAUUUCACCUUUAGCAUCAUAGUUUAUUAUGAUGUUCUCAAAACCCCUCAAUGGGAGCAUCAUUGCUGUAAUCUUAUAUUAGCCAAAUUCAUGCUCAAAUUAGGGCAAGUGUAGAGAAUAUAACUCUUAACUGUUAUUCAACUAAACAACUAUCUUAUCAAAAGAGUUAUAGCGCAAUUACAGAUUCAUAGCAACACUUGGGAUUUGUUUUGCUAGAGAGUGCACUCGCUGGCCUGCAUAAAGUCCAAGAAGUUUAUUCACGGAACACAGAGAGGCACUCCCUUUGUAGCAGAUGCUAUCUUACUUGAACAUAAACAGCCAUAAUCUUUGUCAGACAAAGGUGGACCACUAUAAGUCUGAUAUGUUUAUGAUGUAGUCACGGAAUGGGUAUUAUAACCAUUUAAGGCAUCAAUUUAAUAUUGUUGGAUAAUCUAUUCAAAUAAUUUGAUAUUUUUGGGCUACACUUUUAAAAUAAUUUCUACAAAAUAUUAAAAUACCAAAAAAUAUAUCAUAUAUAAAAAAUAUCUCAAUAUAUAUUAAAAAAUCAGUAUCACAAAAGGUAAAUAUUUUUUAUAAUAUUAAAUAAUUUUAAAAGUUUAGCCAAAUAUAUUAGAUCAUUUAAAAAAACUUAUCUAACAAUGUGAAAUUGAGGCCCAUGUGCCAUAGUUAAGAAAAUGAGCUUCAAAGCAGGUCCAGCUUCAAAAGAGUAAAACAGAUACGGACUAAUCCAUCUCAAAAACAUCAAAUGGAAAAACUGUGGCCCUGAAGACUCAUUAAUUGAUACGCGUUUUAAUUGGUUUUACAGAACUAUGUGUAUCGACAGCUUCAAAAGGAGGGUUUGAAAGAGAACCAACCAGGUCAUUUUCAUUGAACACCCUGAGGAACAACUUAUAUCGAUCAGGAAUCCUUUUUACUAGUAAGUCAGAAUAUCAGCAACACAUUGAUUAGCAUUAUGGUGUCUAGUAAUUUGUCAUUGAUAAUUUGGAUUAAAGGGGCAGCAAUGCUUUGCUAACUCUGACAUCACUAGUCCAGUUUGUGUCAUCAUGCUACAUGUCCCCAUUCAAUCCAUAUGUUGGCUUGGCGUAAAGGAACACUAUAGGGUCAGGGACACAAACAUGUAUUACUGACCCUACAGUGUUAAUUUCCUAUUUCAGCCAAUAAAUUGGAUUGGCUAAAAUGGGAAAAGAGGCGGGACAGGGGCAGGGUUAAACGCCAGUUUGGCCAAUCAGCACCUCCUCAUAGAGAUGCAUUCAAUCAAUGCAUCUCUAUGAGGAAAGUUCAGUGUCUCCAUCGAGAGCGUGGAGACACUGAACCAUGGAGACACUGAACCAGAAAGACUGGAGGUGUCCCUAGGUGGCAAUGUAAACACUGACUUUUCUCUGAAAUUGCUGUCUAUUCUCACCAUUAAGCUGUAGUUGUUCUGGUGACUAUAGUGUCCCUUUAACAUUGUACUAUAGUGUAAAUAAUGUAAGUUAGUGUAUUGAUAUGAACAGUAUAAUCUGGUGUAUGUUGCAUGUUUGUCACUCUUUAUGCUGUGCUACUGUGGCACAGUUUACUUUAAGCUUUGAUCUUUUACAGUCAUUUUUAUACUAUGGCAGGUAGUCACAAAUCAAACAACCUUUCAAAUUAAAAAAAAGAAAGUUUCACUAAACCCACGUGAAAUAACACACAGAGAUAAGAUCACGAACAAAUGUAAAAAUCAAGGGACUUACCUUAGAUUCAUUUUACAGCAGCAAUUAUCUCUGUCAAAUAUGCCUAUUUUCUCAGCGUUUAAAAAGUUCAAACAAAACUUUUAUCAUAUAUUAAAGCUCCUCUAAAUGUGUUCUUUUAUAUACAAUCAACUUAUUAUUAAGCAUUACCAUUUACAAUUCCCAAUAUUAUACUUAGUAAAUCAUAAAAAAAAAGGUAAAAAUGUUACUUUAAGUUAGUCUCAAUUUGUAUUUUAUUUCUAUAAAUGCAAUAGGGGCUAUUUCUAUUACAGUGAUGAUUUAUUUUACAAAGUGUUACAGUUUAUGUGUCUUUUUUCAGGUAAACGAACAAUGGAUAUCAUUGGUAACUCAGACUCCUAUAUUGAUGAUAUUUUUUCUGAUUACUAUGACAAGGCUGCAAGCAUGACGGACAUAUCCACCACUUUUAAUCGAGAAGGCACUCAUACUCGAGUAAACUUGCUUAAUAAUAACAUCUCUAAGGGACCAUGUGCACUCUGCGGAAUGGGGAACGCAAAAAGAGAAACGGUGUAUGGAUGUUUUGAGUGUUCCUAUAACGGGCAGAAGUAUGUGAGGCUGCACGCAGUACCUUGCUUUGACUUGUGGCAUAAAAGAAUGAAGUAA